AAAGGCAGAUAUCCACAAACCAACACGCACAUGCCAAACAAGGGGUAGUGCUGACAGAGAGGGGGAGAAAGGGAGACAAGGAAGCAAAGUAGCGAGAAGCGGAGAGAGACAGAAAGAGACAUCCAGCAGAGUCCCGUGAAGACGCUUGAAUGAAAACUUUCUAGGGAAGACAGAAGGGAUCUCGGGGCACGUCUGAUUUCACUUUUGACCCAGUGGAUAAACAGACAUGGACGAAGAAUCUCCCAGCCAGGAGACACCUGGGUCCACAGAAAUGACCGGUCAGACUGACACCAACAACAACAACAGCCAGACAGAUGAGCCAGAGCUGGAGGAGAGUAGAGAUCCUGGGAGAAUAUCUCCAGGAAAGGAAAUAGCAGAAGGUCAGGAGGUAAUGGAGGUGGGGGAAGAGGGGGAGAAGGAUUCAACACAAGAGCAGGGAGGAGAAGAGAAUGCCAGGGUCGGCGACACAGAUAAGCCUCAGACUGCUGCAUCAAAGCAUCUUGAGGAUGAUGCUGAAGAGGCUGGACAUGAUAAGGAUAAAGGGUCCACUGAUGUUGAUGUUAAGGAUCCUGAAGCAACGAGAAGAGAAAAAGAUGGGGAGGAAGAGAGAGAGGAAGACAAGAAAGGACAGGUGGAAGAGGUCAACAGUUGUGAGACUGGGAGAGAUGGAGAGGAGAUGAAGGACAAAAACAAUGAGAAAGAGAAAACAGAGGAAAAGACAAAAGAAGCAAGAAAAGAUGUGGAUGAAAAAGCUGCAAAAAGAACUGAAAAGAAAAAACAAGAUAAGGAAGUGGCUGUAGAAACAAAGGACAAAGGAAAGAUGAAGGAGUUAGAAAAGCAAGGGAAGACCAAAAGAAAGAGUGGUCCUGCCUCCUCUUCGCUCUCACGCCCGAGACCCUCUGCAAGGUCGAUUAGAGCAGCCGCAAAAAACGACAUCAUUGCCAAGUUUCAGCAAGGUGCACCAGAGACACCCAUUCCCCGCAACUUCAAGAUUCAGAGGUCAUCUACAGCUCUGGCUACGGGAGCUUCAAUCAAACAGAAGAUUCUUCAUUGGUGUCACAACAAGACUCGCAACUAUGAGGGUGUCAAUAUAGAAAACUUCUCAUCAUCCUGGAGUGAUGGGCUGGCAUUCUGUGCUCUGAUCCACCGUUUCUUUCCUGAUGCUUUUGACUACAGUUCUUUGAACCCAAAAGACAGGGAGAAAAACUUCACUCUGGCCUUCCAAACAGCAGAGUCCCUCGCUGACUGCUGCCCUCUGCUGGAAGUGGGUGACAUGCUCAUGAUGGGUUACAACCCUGACCCCAUGUGUGUCUUCACAUAUGUCCAGUCCCUCUGUCACAGCCUCACCAAAAUAGAGAAAGAGAGGAGGGACAAAGAGAAGGAGGAGAAAGACAAGGCUGGUGAUGAUGGAGAUGUGAAAGCAGAGGAUGGAGCAGGGGGGGUGUCACCAGAGAAGGAUGAGGGAGAGUCUGCUGAGAACGAGACGACGGAGGGCCGAGAUGGUAAACAGGGAGAUGCUACAGAGACAGGAGGAACCGCUGAGAAAGAAAGUGCACCAAACAGCUGUGAGAUGGAGGGAGAUGGAGGAGGGUUGGUCGAGGCAGAGUCCUAGAAAAAUACUGACAACAAAGACAAAGACUGAAAAGACCAAAAAGAUUGUUCAUGCUUAUGGUAUUAUGUUGAGUAAGUCGGAGUGAGUAGGACUUUAAGACCGACUACUGGAACAGUAAAGAUGCACAUUGACUCAAAUGCUGGCAAUGUGAUUUACAGUUAGCUGUACGUUUGAAAGUGUACUUCUGUUUUUUUUUUCAUUCACUGGCAUGUUGUUGUAUACACAUAAAGCAGAGAUGUUUGUUUCCUCCA
This is a messenger RNA of Scatophagus argus, 1863 nucleotides long. RefSeq names its product smoothelin-like 1 (gene smtnl1). The transcript has 5 exons. Gene Ontology annotation, molecular function: protein binding. The record is from RefSeq and is a predicted model, not a curated record. Lineage: Eukaryota; Metazoa; Chordata; Actinopteri; Scatophagidae. Gene Ontology annotation, biological process: actin cytoskeleton organization. The coding region runs from base 227 to 1612 and encodes 461 amino acids. Gene Ontology annotation, cellular component: filamentous actin; microtubule organizing center.